Messenger RNA from Parnassius apollo (apollo), 591 nucleotides. The record is from the annotation of a GenBank genome assembly. Lineage: Eukaryota; Metazoa; Arthropoda; Insecta; Lepidoptera; Papilionidae.
AUGCGCGCGCGCUGCACGCGCCGCUCCCUGCCCGCUCGGUCAGCGGGGGGCGCCGUGCCGCUGGCGGUUGCCUGCGGGCGUCGGGCUACUGAGGUGGAGGGUAGAACCGAGAACCGAGCAUGCGCGCGCGCUGCACGCGCCGCUCCCUGCCCGCUCGGUCAGCGGGGGGCGCCGUGCCGCUGGCGGUUGCCUGCGGGCGUCGGGCUACUGAGGUGGAGGGUAGAACCGAGAACGCGCGCGCGCUGCACGCGCCGCUCCCUGCCCGCUCGGUCAGCGGGGGGCGCCGUGCCGCUGGCGGUUGCCUGCGGGCGUCAGGCUACUGAGGUGGAGGGUAGAACCGAGAACCGAGCAUGCUCGCGCGCUGCACGCGCCGCUCCCUGUCCGCUCGGUCAACGGGAGGCGCCGUGCCGCUGGCGGUUGCCUGCGAGCGGCGGGCUGCUAUGGAGGGUAGAACCGAGCCUGCACGCGGGCUGCACGCACCGCUCUCUUCAUACCUGUGACCAUGGGUUUCUAGGAGCAGACAAUUGUGAUUUUUUGAUCUGCAGGCUAGAUUUUUCUAUUGACUUGGUUAGUUUGGAUACGUUCGCUUAA